This is a messenger RNA of Lactuca saligna, 1713 nucleotides long. The record is from the annotation of a GenBank genome assembly. NCBI's taxonomy places the organism in Eukaryota, Viridiplantae, Streptophyta, Magnoliopsida, Asterales, Asteraceae.
AUGACAUCAUCAUGCUUAAUACUUGUCGUUCCUAUUCAUUUAGUCAACAAACGAUGCUUCAAUUCCCAGCUACUUAACUUCAAUCAUUUCACAAAGGGUUCUAAUUCCAACCCCACUUUCCUUUUCCCAUCAAUCAUGAACCCAUUCAUGUUCCUGUUUCCAUUCCUGUUUUUCACUCACGAAUCCAUCGCUCAACAAACGUACUCCGGAAACACAGUUAUGGAUUGCGACAAUUCCGACAAAACAGGACCUUUCCCUUCAUUCCUCUACACCUGCAACGGAAUACAAUCGUGUUCCACCUUCUUAAUCUUCAGAACUCAACCACUUUACGACACCGUUUUCACCAUCUCCAAGCUCAUGUCAAUCGACCAUAUGGAUGUUGCUCGGAUCAACGGAAUCACCGAUUCCAAUGACAUCUUGCCUCUAAACAAAGAGCUAAUCAUUCCGGUAACGUGUUCUUGUUAUGAUCAAUACUAUCAGGCUAAUACAUCUUUUGUUAUUCCCACUUUUUAUGACACGUAUUUCACUAUCGCAAAUCUUACAUUCCAAGGUUUAACCACAUGUGAUUCCCUCGAAAAAUAUAAUGUUUAUGAUCGACUUGAUUUGCAUGCUGGUGACAAGCUUCAUGUCCCGCUUAGAUGUGCGUGUCCUACGGUUAGUCAAACCAACGACGGAAUCAGGUUUCUGUUGACUUAUUUGAUUACUUGGAAAGAUUCGAUCAAGAAAAUUAGUAAGAGGUUUAAUGUAAGUGUUCAUGAUUUAGUUUUGGAAAACGGGUUUUCUUCUGUUGAAGAGAUUUUUCCUUUUACUACCCUUCUUGUUCCUCUAUCUACCGAACCUUUGAAUUCUCAAACAAGAACACUCGGCCGGAAUCGGAAUUGGAAUCUUUCAAAGAAAGCAAUCAUAGCUGGGGUGUUAUCAGGUGGUUUCUUAGCGAUUCUUUGUGGUGUUUUUGUGAUAUAUUUAAUAUCGAAAAGAGAAGUGAAUAAGGGUAAAACCGUAAAAUGGGCGUUGCCUAAAGAUAUUCAACUUGGUAUUGCUAGUGUCGAUCAACUUUUUAAAAUCUACAGAUUUGAAGAAUUAGAGGAGGCCACGGACGGAUUUACCCUCGAACACAGAUUGAGUGCUUCGGUUUAUAAAGGGAGUUUAAAGGGUAGAAAAGUCGCGAUUAAACAGAUGGGAUCACACGCGAAUAAAGAGGUGAAAAUUCUUCAAAAAUUUAAUCAUUUCAAUCUUAUUGGUCUUUAUGGAGUUUGUGAACAUGAUAAAGCUAGUUACCUUGUUUAUGAGUUCAUGGAAAAUGGUUCUUUAAACAAAUGGCUUCAAGAUUUGAAUUGUCAAGAAAGUCAAACAUGGAAUAAUCGUAUUCGUAUUGGUUUAGAUGUUGCUAAAGUAAUAUACUACUUACUAAGGAUCUACGUGCCAAGAUUUUCUAAAUUUGGUCUUGCAAAGUCAACGGAGAAGGGCGAUAACGUAAAUUCAUCUAUAAAAUGUCGGUUUGAGUCAAAGGGUUACCUUGCACCGGAGUAUUUAGAGGCGGGAUUUGUGACAACCAAGACUGAUGUCUAUGCAUUUGGAGUUGUUCUUUUGGAGUUGAUAACCGGAAAGAAAGUUGUGUAUGAAAAUGAUGAUGAUGGAGAAGAAGUGAUGCUGUCUGAAGAAGUUGCUUCGAUCAUGGGUGAUGAAAAGAAUGGGAAAGGAAAGGUUAAUUAA